Rhopilema esculentum is the source of this 4227-nucleotide messenger RNA. The record is from RefSeq and is a predicted model, not a curated record. Lineage: Eukaryota; Metazoa; Cnidaria; Scyphozoa; Rhizostomeae; Rhizostomatidae.
CAGGCACCGCGGAGCUUUGAGCAGUUGGGGUUUUAAAGAAGUGGGGGCAAAACCCUUUAAAAAGAGGCUUUCCUGGUAGUUUAUUACUUAAUAUUUGCCCCCUGCCCCCUGCCCCCUGCUCCGCGGUGCCUGUUGAGUUGGGUUUUCCAAGAUUAGCUUUGUUUUGUAAACACAGUUCCUUGUUUUUAAAUCAGAAAACAUUUAUGUCCUUUGGAUUUAAAUUUCCUUAUGCAAUCAUGGUUUGACCAUCGCUAAACCAUGGCUCAACCAACAAGCAACUGCCAUUUUUGAGCGCGCUUUUUCAAACACAAGAUGGCCGUUUGGAUUGCAGUUCGAUCAUCUAUCAAUGAGUUUAUACCAUUGCGAUUUAUGUAUGCAUCAAAAACAAGAUAAUUUUUAAAGGUUUGUUCAGUCGGGAAAUUUGUUGAUUAUGUCGAAAGUUUCAUCGUAAAGAACUGCUAGGAACAUAAGCGUAUUUAAUAUGGUAGGCCCGACAAAUUUAAGAGGACUUGGACCCAAAAUAUUAUUUACCAAAGUACGCUAGGUACUGACAUUCAUAGGUGUCUACGGAUACUUUAUCAAAACCAAAAACAAAAGAAAUACGAAUCACUUGUUAAUUUCAACAUAUGACUGAAAGGAUGAUAAAUACAAGCUUGUUGCAGGGCCUAAGUCUUGUUUUUUGAGGGGGCUUUGAUUUAUGUAGUUUGUGCGUUAUGAAUUUCUGCAGGUCACCUCAUUCGUUAUUACGUGCAAAUCAAAGUUCUCAGUACAGAAAAUUGCUUAUUUUGUAAAUUCAGUUUGCACCUGCAAUUUUUAUGCUAUUUGAGUAAAAAUUUAAAAGAAUUACAUGGACGGGGAUUGACCUCUUUUCGGACGGAAAGUAUUGUUGCACGUUUUUUGUGUGGAACGUUUUAUAUAGUAGUCUUCAAAAAUGAGACCAGUUCAGUGUGUAUGAGGCUUGAUGAGAAGCAAAACAGAAAGAAAUUGGAGAGUUCAAAAUCGGUUCUAAAUCCAAUCUGAGAUCAGAUGCUAACAUGCAGUUGUUACACGUCGUAUUGCUAAUAGCAACAGUUUUCAUUGCACUUGAGAUCAUUUUACAAAAUUCAAAGAAAAUGCAGAUGAAAAGUCAACCGAUCUUUAGAGGAAUUUUUCCGUCAAGAAACCCUUGGAAUGGCGUCCCUGAGUUUGUGCUAUACUUGAGAUUAACCUCUAGUCCGCGUUGGGAGCAAGAAUAUAGAAAUAAUUUGGUUCGCACUAUGAAGCUUUUCUUUCCACCUGAACGAGCGAAACUUGUAGUUGUAUUGGACAACGAAAAGAAAGAAGACCAUUUGUUUGGAGACAAAAUAAAAACGGAAUGGCCAUAUCCACAAAUAUGCUACAGAGAUCCAAGUUCCAUUGAUGCAUACCGCGGAUGGGGCAAGGCCAGAAUGUUUUGGGACAUGAUGUAUCCCGAUAAAUGUACCAAUGUAUCUUAUGUGGGGUAUGUCGAUACUGAUACAUUUUUUAGCACCUUAGUAACACCACAGUUGCUAUUUGACAAUGGAAAACCAAUUAUUAUUGCAAAAAUUGGCCAGGUUCCGUACCAAUGUUGGGCUGAAACAACAGAGUUGUUUCUCGGCAAAAAAGAAGUUAUGCAAUGCAUGUCAACUUUCCCUGUUAUGAUAAAAACGGAGCAUAUGAUAGAAAUGAGAGAGGUGCUUGCAAGAAAUCAUAGCAUGGAUUUUGAUUCAGUUUUUAAAAACACUCCACGUCAAAUGCAUUGUCUUUGUCAGUUUAGUAUCAUGUGCAAUUAUGUUUGGUACUAUCACAGAAAUGAGUACUCAUGGCGCUUGCAGAUGGUCCCAAAUGGUGACUGGAGAGGAGAACAUUUGCUUGCUAGUCAAGUGUCACUAGAUUAUUAUCGGACUAACGUACCCCCAGAGAUGACGAUACCGAUGCCGCGCUCAUCAAUUCACCUGAGGUACACAAUAACAAAUGGUCAGUCCUAUCUGUCAGAAGUCCCUCCAAAGGAAUAUAUCGAAGAUUUUAUUAAAGAAGGACUUUGUUACUCAGCUGGAUUUGAUGUCUGUCCGGAAAGUUGCAAAAAAUGGAACCAGGCAAAGAUACAUUACAAUCUUUAUUCGUUUGAAUUCUAUCAAUGGUUUUGGGACAAAAGGUGCAUGGAAGAGCAAGAAAAGCAUUACAGAAACGUCAAAGAGCUAGUUCGCUACUAUGUUUUUUCAAAGAUGGAAGUUUUUGGACUUUCUUCUCUAGAUCAACUAUGUACCAUAUUAUGAAAAUAUUUAUUUAUUUUCCAUUUUAUGGCAACAAAUUUUGCGUUUCUUCUUCUUAGUCGCUGUUGAGAUCUCUUAAGUUUGCUAUAAAUUUAUCAUAGAUGAAAUGUGCAGUAGCUGAGUAUUUUGCAAUGAUUCAGCACAACGAAAUUAUAGAAACUGUAGCGGGGUUCAUUUUAACGUGCAGUGGUAGCCAAUUUGGGCAUUGAUAAAUCGUAAAUGUACAUUGAUACACAAUCGUAAAUUUUUUGCAGUGAAAAACCAAAAACAAAAGACAUUUAGUAGUAUUUAGUUAUUAAAAGGUAAAAUUGCAGCAACUACCAGUAAAGAACACAUAAAGAUUAUAAUAGGGCAUCACAAUAAUAAAAAGGAGAACAUAACAGUAACAAUGAUCUAUGGAAUCUCUCUAAAUUUUAUCGAAUUCAGUAUCUAGAAGCUAUCUAGUUUGUUUUUUUUUCAUCUUCUUCUUUGUGAUGUUUGUUUUCGAUAAUUCUUUUCAAUCUAGGCCACUUUUCCUCGUUGAAAUCUCUUGUGAAGCUAGGUUGAAAGGCGGUGUAGUUCGAGAACUUUUCAUAAAGUUGGCUCGAUAGAUGCGGUCAUAAAAAUUUUCAAAGACAACACCAAACUUUUCAAAAAUUUUGAAAGUGUGCAAGGAUAAAUAUUCCUUAAAAUUCCUUAAAACUUCUUUCCAAAUAGAUUUAUAAUAUAAUUUCAAUUUGUCGGAAAAGCAAGUAGAUUCUAGCUCAACCUUGGAAGCAAAAUUAUGAAGUAUAUUAUUGUAGAAAAUCAAAUUUUCAUGUGUGACAACCAUUGCGAAUUUUUGGUUAUAUGAAAUCACAAAAAACCAAACUCAACUAUAUGGAAUUUUACGAAAGAAAAUGGUAUUUGUGGAGUGACAUUUACUAGCAAUGUCAUAUAUAUUGUUUAUCAAACUUUAUUAUCGUCUGACUUUUCGAAGUAUGCCAGUUAGAAGGACAAAACUGGUCACCAAACAACUUUUGAGUGGUGGUAUAGAUCUUCGUACAAUCCCUGACAUUAAACUCCACAGGACAUUCUGAAGUUGACGUAGGUGAAGCUGGGUUUGAUAUUUCUUCUUUGCUUUCAUCUGGCUUUGUUGAGGGAAAAAAUGUUGCUAUUAUGGCCGUGUAUUGGAAUGAGUAGCUUCGAUUGUUCGUUUCUUAACUGCUCUUUUGAAAGCUCCAGAAUUAUAUUUUCGUCUUGAAGACAUUUUAGCCAAAUGAUUUAUAAAAGAUUGUGAAGUUUGAAACAGCCGUUAUACACUGGUGGAACUCACGCAGUAAACUUUAAUAUUUUUUUAGACGGAAACUGCUGGUCUUUGAUUUCUCUAGUAUUAUUUGAUAAUCUUGCCAGGUCAAGAAGAUUUGAGGGAUUGUAGGCAGGGACGCUGGAGACAAAGGCUCAGAGAUCAAUCACCCCUGUUGUUUUUUGGAUAGAUAGAGCAAGGAGGACAAUGUGCCCUCUUCAUAGAAAACAGACGUCAGCUGUUUGCUGUUAUCAAAAGAUUCAUAUCAAAUUCUGAAUGUACUUUCUUAGUCAAGCCAACAUUUCUCAAAACAUGUAAAGAAAUUUCUUAUGCCAAAAGCUAGCCGAUUUUCAACUUACUUACGGCAUAUCGAAACAAAACGACAGUUACGAAAGAAUUGUUAGUAGCUUGGAAUUAUGUUUCAAAUUGCCCUUUUAAUCAAGCCUGCCUCUUUGCCUCUUGGUCGUUCCAGCGUCCCUGAUUGUGGGAUGUACACGGAAGAGGCAUGUGUGAUUCAAACUGAAUCGCAACGUAUAUACUCAAAGUGUGUAAUAAAAGAAUAAUGGCGAAACUUGAUUCCAUGACGCUCAACACGAGGAAACAAUUUAACUAUAAAUUUGAGAUUCAAUUGUACGUAGAAAAAAUGAACAGAUGUAAGUUAGCAUAAUAAUAGGGCCUCGAGAUCCAGGG